AUGUCACUGGCUAGAAGUAGACUUAUAAAGGAAGUUAGAGAAAUUUCCAAACUGGACGACCCAAACAUAAGGCUAUACGUAUCGGAUUCCAAUAUAUUUCGGUGGACCGCCUAUAUACGAGGCCCAGAGGGAACUCCAUACGAGAAUGGAAUCUAUAAGCUGUCGAUAAAUUGCCCAAGUUCGUAUCCAAUUCAGCCACCCACUGUUCAAUUUUUAACCAAAUGUUUCCACCCAAAUAUAAACUUUCAAACAGGAGAACUAUGUAUGGAUAUUCUUAAAACCAAUUGGAGUCCAGCCUGGACAAUGCAGUACCUUUGCAGAGGUGUAAUAUAUGUUUUAACAUACCCGAAUUCCGACAGCCCACUGAAUUGCGAUGCCGGUAAUCUGCUUAGAUCUGGAGACCUGAUCGGAUACAAAUCAAUGGCACAAAUGUAUACACACGAAUAUGCCCUUAAAGAGUUCCCCUCUAGUGGAAAAAGUUGA
Molecule: messenger RNA, 483 nt
Organism: Theileria orientalis strain Shintoku
Lineage: Eukaryota; Apicomplexa; Aconoidasida; Piroplasmida; Theileriidae
Product: ubiquitin carrier protein
Exons: 4
Coding region: 1-483 (160 amino acids)
Source: RefSeq, a predicted model, not a curated record